This is a messenger RNA of Nycticebus coucang (slow loris), 513 nucleotides long. RefSeq names its product trefoil factor 1 (gene TFF1). NCBI's taxonomy places the organism in Eukaryota, Metazoa, Chordata, Mammalia, Primates, Lorisidae. The record is from RefSeq and is a predicted model, not a curated record. The transcript is spliced from 3 exons. Bases 79 to 321 code for a protein of 80 amino acids. Gene Ontology annotation, biological process: maintenance of gastrointestinal epithelium.
GUAUAAACUCGAGGGCUCAGGGGAGGUCGCAUCCCUGACCGUGGUCUCCUUUGGAGCAGAGAGGACGCUGAGGCCACUAUGGAGCACAAGGCUAUCUGCGCCCUGGUCCUGGUCUCGCUGGCCCUCAGCACGCUGGCUGAGGGCCCGACAGAGACAUGCUCCAUGCUCCCCCGGGAGCGAGUGAAUUGUGGCUUCCCUGGUGUCACGGCCUCCGAGUGUCAAAAUAAGGGCUGCUGUUUUGACAGCAGCGUCCCCGGGUUCCCAUGGUGCUUCACCCCUAAGACCAUUGACAACCCCCCCGAAGAGGAGUGUUUGUUUUAGACCCUCUUGCCAGGGCAUCUGCCUGCCUGGCGACUGUCACAGCCCUGUCACGGUGGUCCCUGGAGCUCGGCCACCUCCCACCAGACACGAGGACACCCUCCUGGACCCACGGCCCUCGGCUCACAGCAUGGUUCUACUGUUCUGAGUUUUAGUACUCACAAUUGGCCUAACAAUUAAAAAAGAUGAAUAUAA